Molecule: messenger RNA, 404 nt
Organism: Tachyglossus aculeatus (Australian echidna)
Lineage: Eukaryota; Metazoa; Chordata; Mammalia; Monotremata; Tachyglossidae
Gene: BET1L
Product: Bet1 golgi vesicular membrane trafficking protein like
Exons: 4
Coding region: 57-392 (111 amino acids)
Biological process (GO): retrograde transport, endosome to Golgi; regulation of retrograde vesicle-mediated transport, Golgi to ER
Cellular component (GO): Golgi trans cisterna; SNARE complex
Molecular function (GO): SNAP receptor activity
Source: RefSeq, a predicted model, not a curated record
GUGACCCCGGGCGCCACGUCUGCUCCUCCAGGCCCGGCGGAGACGGGGCUGCUGCCAUGGCGGACUGGGGCCGAGGAGGGACGCCAAGCGCGGUGGAUGACCUGCUGGACGUUGAGAACAAGCGGAUUGCCGACAGUUUGGCCACCAAGGUCACCAGGUUGAAAUCGCUGGCCCUGGACAUCGACAAGGAUGCCGAGGACCAGAACCGUUACCUGGAUGGCAUGGACACAGACUUCAUGAGCGUGACAGGCCUGCUGACAGGAAGCGUGAAGCGCUUCUCCACCAUGACGCGCUCGGGGCGCGACAACCGCAAACUCAUCUGCUACGUCUCCGUCGGACUCAUCUUCGUUUUCUUCAUCCUCUACUACCUGGUGUCCAGAGCGCGGACCUGAGCGGGGCCCCGG